AUGGACUCAUCGGCGUACAUAUGGAACCCUGUCCAGUGCACGGUGCAGCUCGUCUUCAGCCGCCCCAGCAGCGGCGCGGCGAUUCGAGCUGGCUCCGCGUACCACGGCACAUCCAUCAUCCGCUACCGGCGUGAGCCGUAUCGUGACACAGCAGACAGCGCCGCGGGAACUGCUAGCUCUUCUGCAGCUUCUCCCUCUGAAGGCAACUCCGAGUACGAAGACUUCCUGCGACACCGUCGCGUGAUAGCCGAGAAAAACGCCCUGCAUCUUCACGCACUCACAACCGCUGGCGGUAUAUACAAGGACGCCAGGGUGCUCGAUGUCCAGUCCUAUCAGGUGAGGUGUGUCUCCAUCUCUGCUGACGCGGGCGCGGCAGUGCUCAGGGUUGUGUCCGUCGAGCAGGAGGAUGCUGGAGCGGCAUCAGCGGGCAGCAGCACCAGUGGUGGAGCCGGGAAGAGGAAGGGAAGCUCCAAGGUUUGGAAAAAGGGCGGCACGGAUGUCGCGGAACACGAUGCACAGACAUCUGGCGACUCGCCCACACCCGCCGCAGUGGACUGGGGAUCGAAGCUGAUCCUAUUCGAAGGCGCCGGCAGCUUACCCCCGUUCUCUGAGGUGGAUCUAACAACUCAGUUUAUUGGCAGAGUUCAGUCUUUCGACUGUGGUGGAAUCUACGCCGCCGGUGGGAUCAGCAGUAACCCCAGCACCGAAGAUGUACCUCUACUCACACAUUUUGAGGUGCGCUUCGCCCGGUGCGCGUUUCCGGCCCCCGACGACCCGCAGUACCGCCUCGAAUGGCAGCUCAAGAGUAUCCAGGUGCCUAGUAGCUUCCGCACAAUCUUGACGAACGGAGAGGAGCGUGGCCGCAAAGAACUGGCGGCGCAGCAGGCGGUGCAGGUGAGCUUUGCCCCGUGCGGCCCGCUACCCGCGUACGUCUUCUCGUUUGCGUGCUUUCCAGGCAUUGCUGAGGUGGAGAGCAUGUCCGCAGCUGGCGAUGGGCUGGAGGUGGUAGAGGGAAGCUUGGACGUCCCAAAGUUUGCUGGUGACAUCGUGAGCGGCCUCAGUGACACCAGUAACCUGUCCCACACACCCGUUCCUGUGCGUGUACUGGCGCGACGACAGGCGCGAAUCGCUACGGCAACCCUCGAGCGCGUCUUACGCCUCACCAUCGAGUCUGUGAUAGCGCUCCAGCACCUCUUUCAGUGUCCACUGCCGCUCCUUCAGUGCGAGCACCUGGACGUCCUCCUUGGUCCAACAAUGCCGUAUAUCUCCGGUAUGGAGCACCAUUGCUCGAUUAUUCUCAACGAGGCCAUCUACCAGCCAGGCAGGAAAACCGCCGCCGCCGGUGGAGGGAGUGCGCACAGUACCGCCGAGGUGGAACAAACAGAGCUCAUUGUGCACGAGCUGACACACCACUGGGUCGGAAACGCCCUGGGGCUGCCGUUUGCCGUGAAGGAGGGUAUCUGCCAGGUGAUCGAGCAGUGUGUCGGCGACACGCUACUAGGCAAGCCCAUGCGCACGUACAAGGCAGACAGCAGCGGUAGCGCAAAGCCCGAGAGCUCCUCCCCUUCCUCCUCGACUGCGAAGCCGCCGAAGAGCACCAUCCGGGCCUCUGAGAAAGGCCACGAGUUCACAGGGACCUCGUACCAGCACGCACUCAGUGCCAUUAAGCGGUUGGUCGCCGAGCACGGGUUUGACCGCUUUGUCGCGUGCCUGCGACAGCUCAUGCACGUGCACGUCGUUGUUCCAGCCAUCGCAGUCGAGGAGAGCGGCGGAAUCCAGGUGCUGCGGUACGUCCGUUCUGGCAUCGCCACCCCACCGUACCUAAGUACGGAGCAGUUCCUGCGUAACGUGGAGAGCGCGUUGUGA
Leishmania mexicana MHOM/GT/2001/U1103 is the source of this 1866-nucleotide messenger RNA. RefSeq names its product putative aminopeptidase. Gene Ontology annotation, molecular function: metallopeptidase activity; zinc ion binding. The record is from RefSeq and is a predicted model, not a curated record. NCBI's taxonomy places the organism in Eukaryota, Euglenozoa, Kinetoplastea, Trypanosomatida, Trypanosomatidae. The coding region runs from base 1 to 1866 and encodes 621 amino acids. The transcript has a single exon.